CGAAGGAGUCCCAUAUGGUGUCUCAGCAAGAGAAUAAAUCAUACACCUACUACAGAAGAAGUCGCAGUGACCCACUUGAGAAGGUAAACAGAGGGCAGGCAAGAAAAGAACUGGGUUUCCUACUUUACUGAAUAUGAAAUGCAAGUGCUAUGUGACACUUAAGGAAUUGUCGUUUUAUCAGUUAUGAUAAGUAGAGCAGCUGGGAAUGAGAUUUUUUUUUAAUUCUGUUUUAUCCUUUUUCUUUUUAUAGAGUCUUUGUGUUCUAGCACAAUUGAUUGGCUCCUUUGUAUUUUGUCUCCAGCAAUACCAUCUUUGUCAUGCGGGUGGUAUUUGAAAUAGGUUAAGUGCUCCAUGUGGCGAACUUAAUAAUUGUUUCUGAUGAGGUUGUUAAGUCGCUUUGGGCAAGAUAAAAUGACUACCAAAUCCUAGCACUCCAUCAUUUUCCAUGAGUUUGUGUUGGGAAGUGAUUGAUCAGCUCUGUAGAGUAUAUGUUACUGAUGAACGCAGUGGCCCCUUGCUGGCUCUAGAGAUAGGAGCUGCGGUCUCCAGUCCAGGCUUGGGAGUCUCCAGCAUCUCAGUUACAUAAGCAACUUGGCCUCUGGUGUCUCCUGUUCUGCAGUGGUGUUCAAGCCCUCCUUUUAUGGAACCACUGGUCCUUCAGCCUUUGAGUGUGCCCAAGUGUGAUCAUGAUACAUAUGCAGGCAGACGAGCUAACAUGAGGUGGAAUGAUGAGUGGGAUGUAGGCAGCACAGGAGAGGGACCAUAUCCUAUACUCCUUCAAUCCACAGGCAUGCCCACUUCAGUAAUAUGAGCAGAAGUGUUGGUUAGCCAGGCUAGUGGUCCAUAAAGCAUUCCUCCCGACUGGCUCAGCUAUGUAUCCUGGGGCACCACACAUGUGUAAAACAUGAGCUCUUCGCUCCUCCUGCAGCCACUGUACCCCUAGCAUCUAUGGCCAGGUACUGAGGUGAGAGAGGCAAACAGCCUGUUAUGAGGGUGAUCUGGAUCUUAUUAUGGCUGUAAGGUUAAGGAACUGCUCUGUGGGUUUGAAUUGCUUCUCUUUUGCCUCUGACAUUCUGUUUGGUGAGCCACUGGAGGUUGCUGCUCACAGUGUGUGUCUGAGUCUGCCCUGACCCCUCCCUCCCGUUUGAUUGCUUGGCAAAAGUGCAUUUCCCUCCUUGGGUCAGCCUUGAACCCUUGUCCUAGGAAGACCAUGUGGGCUCUCUGCAGUAGGCAUCCUGCCCAGAAAUCUUUGUGAUUACUCUGUGUUAUGUCUUCCACUUCCCUACUUUUUGUCCGUUAUAAAAAAAAGUGUUUAUGAGGAACAUAAGAGUGUGCCUUCUGUGCAAACUUUUAAAUGCCUGAUGAAAAUUUUACUGUUCCACCAGGCCUAUGCAGCCAGUUAAGAGUACAUCCCCUGCAAUGGUUAAUUGUUGUUUCUUUUUAAUUUUAUUUUCUCUUUUAACUAGUUUUAAACUUUCUAUGAUUCUAUUGUCUGGUUUUGUUUUUAUAUUGUUGUAAACCUCCACGAUAUAUUUUUAUGAUACAGUGGUAUAUAAGUAUCUUUAUAAAUAAAAACAGAUAAAAUAAAUUGGAACACCUGCCUUUAGGGAUGACUGGAGACUGACAGUACAGAUGGUUAUUAUCUUAUUCACAUCCCAAUCUAUCAAGGCCUGUGCUCUGCAUUUGCAUCAGUGAUCUCUUCCUCAUGUAGGCUGCCUCCUUCAUUUUCAUGGCUUUGCCCAGGAAAAGGAAUAUGCACAUAAGAAAUCUUUGAAUUGAGGUUUUGUUAUUCUCUACGCAGAGGCUCUGGGAUGAAGAAGAACUACAGUAGUAAAUAAUAUUAUUAUACUCAAGGUAUACAAAAUUAGAAUUGUCUAACAUUCUAGCCACAAACCAUAUGUGACCAAUUUAGAAUCUAGAUGCAGCUAACUGAAUUUUUAAUCACACAUUAACAUCCGUAAUAGAUGCACGUUUUGGGCAAAUGAUCUUUUGUGCUCACAUUUGUCUGCUGUUAAUUACAGUCAGUGUUUGCUCAUCGAUCAUUGUACUUCUGCUACUGCAUAUUGGUUCUCUGCUGAAGUAUAACGGAAAACACUGUCUUUUUGGCACCACUGAAACACCAGCAAUACAGCAACACGGAGGGCAAACCUGUCAAACACACUCAGCUCAAUUGACCAGAAUAACUGCUUUUAGCUAGAAAAUAAAAAGGCAAGCUCAAACAACACUGCUCAAGUAGUCCCCUUAGGACAGGGCAAAGGGCAAGCAAAACUCAGCUGCAUUCAGGAUGGAUAGCAGGAGCAAUUGUGCUAUGUUCACACAGGAAAUGACAGACAGCACCAAAAGCAGGGAGUUACUGCUUCUGGUGUGCCAUUUACCAAGAUUUUCUCUCUCUCGUGCUCUCUUGCUCUGUAAUGAUGUGCAAGGAUUUCAGCCGAAUCUUUGAGUUCAGGGUGCUUGGCUUUCACUCUGUGAGACAAACCCUUUUUGCACCUCAGUAGGAGCACUGUUCCUGGCAUCUGCAGUUGCAUGGUCCUACAAGGUGGUAGAGCAGGAGAAGCUUCUGCGGACCCCAAGGAUGAUGGCAGAACCACAUUCUCAUGAUGGAGUUAAUGUGCUGCUGAAGGGCUCCCCUUCAAGCGAAGUGACUGUAUUAUCCAAAUCACAGUCCUCCUCAGGUCAGCACAUGAGGCCUUGAAGCCGAGGACAUGAAAAUUUAUAGCAAGGGGGUGACAAGCCCCUGGGCCAGAUCCAUUCCUUGAAGGCACUUCUGGUGGUCUGCCAGUCCUUGGUCAAAAUUAGUGGGAGGCUAUGGGGCCAUUACAAGAAGCUAAUGGUCAGGAAAAAGAAAGGCGCUCUAAGACCUUCUUGUAAUGGCACCCCACCAGAAUAAGGCAAGAGAGUGGACAAGAUUUUCUGCCUCUGUUUUUCUACCCACAUGGUGCUGUUGGGCUAGGAGAAGAUCUAGCAACUACUUCAUUUGAUAUCUUAAAUCUUUGGUUUUGAUUCAUUAUUCUGAUGGUCAUAGGAUCUUUGAAGGCUAGGAGUACAAAAACCCAUCACAGGUUAGGGCCAUCCAUCCAUCAGCCCCACACAAAAUAACAUGCACAAUCUACACAUGCCUCCAAUUCCCUGUAGUCUAGUAUGCGGAAAUUAGGACAAGUUAAUAGACACAGAUCCAGCACUCAAUGACUGUGUCAGUCAUUUCAAAGACAACGCAAUAAGGUUCAAAUGUAGACUGUCCAUGAUGCUGAGCAAAAACUAAGGUGUAUGGGUACACAGAAAUGACAAAUAUCCGAUGGGGUUGAUUCAUUUACUAUUGAGACUUUUAUAUUCUUUUGUUUAUAUGCUACGUUCAGCAUAGUUCCUGUAAUAGGAAUUGCAUAUGAAUAGAUAAAAGAAAACUGCUGUACAUGAACCAAGAUCAAAAGCUUUUAGGUAGGGCUCCAACAGAGGUCAAUACUGGAUAAUUAAUUUCCAGGGAGUAUCAGGAAGUUGAAUUAUUUCUUGGAUAGUUACUGCAAUCUGAAAUAUGAGACUCUGGAGCUCCAUAUAAUGAAUUGAAUUACACUUUACAAUACCCUUAACCAUUGUCAACAUCUUAAUUGAUACAACCUGCUUGCAUUAAGGUGCCAAGAAGCUUUGCACCAGGCCAGUGUGUGACACCUACAGAUCCAUCCAGUCAGAGCCAGAGUGUCAUACCUGGGAAACCAGGGUUCAAAGACUCCCUUGGCCAUGAAGCACACAAGGUUACCUUUGGCCAGUCACUGCCUCUCAGCCUAAACUACCUCACAGGGUUGAUGUGGGAAUUAAAUGAGAGAACUAUGUAUGUCGCCUUGAACACCUUGGAGGAAAAGGUGAAAUAUAAAUGCAAUAAUUAAAUAAAAAUAAAAAUAUAUUGCCCCUGCAAUCCACUUGUCACUCCAGCGAUCACUCUGGAGAAUGCUUCCAUGGCUGUGUUAGUAACCUGGGGGACAGAGUUGGAACUGGAUGUGUGAAAUCUGGGUUUGAAUUCCAACUUCAGUCAUUUGGAUUUGAGCAAGUGAAUCUCUGCAGGCACCCACAUGGCACUUUCUCCCCAAACAGUAAUCUUGGGUGGAUUCCUCUUUUUUUGUAAGCCAUACUACACUUGUGCAAAAGCCACAAGCGUGAUUCCCCAAACAGCCACAUGGCAGAUGUGGGUAGUAGGUGGCACAAUCCACAGCAAAGUGUCAUAUACAAAUAAAAGUUGGUCACUCAUUUGUCUUUCCUUGUUCUCCUCCUUUUGUUAAAAUGAUGGCCUAUUUUAAACGCUUGUGCAGGCCUCAGUUUUGCAUCUCUGAUAAUCUGGAAUAAUAAUUUUAUCUUAAAAGUUCUACCUUGCAGAACUUGUUUGUUCCAAUUUGCACACUAGAUUUUGACUUUAGAGGGGCUGCUAACCGAAAGGGUUGUUAAAAGCGAGGACUGUGAAGAAUGUAAGCAGAAGUUUGAUCCUUAAGAACACUGCAUUCCUCCUCACUCUGAAGGCUUCUGCAUCAGCUGCUCCUACAUGAAUCUUUUUGUUGGAACAGAAUGCUGAACUAGUUUGGCCUUUGCUUUGAGGCAGUUUCCUUCUCUCUCUCUCUCUCUCACUUAGUUUGUCACCCUUUAACUUUUCUUGCCUUUAACAGCUGCACCAAUAGAAAUUCAACAGGUCCCACCAUGAUUACAAAGGAUGUGUCAAGGGGUAAGGUAGGUAGCUGUUAAUGCAAAUACCAUGUUCUUUCCCAGGCAAUGUAAGGUAAAAAGGUAAAGGACCCCUGGACAGUUAAGUCCAGUCAAAGGCAACUAUGGGGUGCAGCACUCAUCUCCGCUUUCAGGUCAAGGGAGCCGGUGUUUGUCCGAAGACAGCUUUCUGGGUUGUGUGGCCAGCAUGAAUAAACCACUUCUGGCGCAACGGGACACCGUGAUGGAAACCAGAGCACACAGAAACGCCAUUUACCUUCCUGCCACAGCAGUACCUAUUUAUCUACUUGCGCUGGUGUGCUUUUGAACUGCUAGGUUGGGAGAAGCUGGGACAGAACAAUAGGAGCUCACCCCGUUGAACUGCCAACCUUCCAAUCAGGAAGCCCAAGAAGCUCAGUGGUUUAGACCACAGCGCCACCCGCUCCCUCCCAGGCAAUGUGGACCCAGCUGCCCCUAAGGAUCAGCCUCCCCAAGACCUGGAUCCUUGGCAUUGUCCCUCCCUUCCUCCUCCUUUCCAGAAUGGCUAGUCAUUUGGUAGGUGGAGGCGGUGAAGGAUACAGCCUCCUCCUCCCUCCCUAUUCGCCAAGGACCUGUGCUUGCUUUUGGCAGGCAGAAAUCCCUCAGGUUCAGCUUCGCCCCCCCCCAUCGCCGCACCUGUUGAAUUUCUGCAUCAAAGGCGCCUUCCGCAGCACCACUGGAAGGAGCCCUGAGGAAGAGCCACCCCACCACCCCCACGAGCAAGGCGUCGCAGCCAUGACUGCCUGGCAUGGGAAGCGAGGCGCCGCCCCGCCCUCCGCGCGCGCCCUUCCUCGGCUCCCUCCACAGGCUCCUCCUCCGGCCCCGGAUUUUGCGCCGGAGCCCCGCGCGCGCCGGCGCCCCUUCUGCCCAGCCACCCCGCCCCCGCCCGCCUGCCCUCCUCACAGCCGCGGCGCCACUUCCAGAGCUGUCAGUGCAGCGGCAACAGCAGCAGCCGUCCAGCCGGCUCUCUCCCGCCUCCUCCAGCAGCAGACGGCGGCGGCGGCCACUUCAGCAGCAGCAGGUACAUGGCGAAGCGCCACCUACAGCAGCGCCCCCAGGGCAGCCUCCAUUGGGGGUGCGCGGGGUUGGCAGCCGCCCGAGGUUGCUUUUCCCACCUUUUCUUUUUCUCUCUCCCCCUGCUUUGAUACAGUGGUCUCUCCUCCGGAGAGGGGGCAAUGAAUGCUGCAUAUGGAGGGUUUGAAAAGGAGGAGGGGGUUGUCCUACUGUGAAGUGGGAACGGGGGGUGUCUCUGUCAAGUAUUAUCCGGGGCAGAUGGGAUUACCUAUUUGAUGCAUGGCUUAUCUUUAUGGAGCUUUGUUCUGGUCCGGAAGGGGGAGUCUGGAUGGAGCCUGCGGGCUAAAGCCCCGUGCAGAAUCCUGGCAACGGAGACAGAGAGGCAUUUAGCAAGAUAUAGAUGGUGUAGACCUGGAUAUAGAUAACGACGACUCAGCCUUGUAGGGUUUCUUGGUCAGCUCCACCCCCAUCCCUAUUCUAAGGUCCUUACAGGUGACCCCUUUUUCCAGGUGUCCUUCUCCCCACUGAUCCACUCCCCCCCACCUGUCACUGAUGUAGGAAGCCGCCAGAUCAAACGUAAAAAAGAAGGGAUGUUUUAGAGUUGUGCUUACUGAGGCGGGGACACCCCCUAUUUUCUACGGAAAUGUGAAAAUCAGUUAAUGCCAAUGGAGCUAAAGGGAUCAAUUCAUGUCAAUAGAACCAAGUUCCAGCCUUUUAAAAAUGAAGGACACCUCCUCAGUCUAGGAUAUUUGACCCCUGAGAUCUCAAAUGGAGCGUUGUUUUGCUAACCUCCUCUCCACACAACAAGGAUGGGAUAUCAUCUGCUUUCUCAUUCUAUUUCUCAUAAUCUUUGGGUUCCCUGACCGCUUUCCCUGUGGGGCCAGGGUUAGAAACUGAGGCAUACUGGAAUUUGUGUGUGUGUGUAUGGGUGGGUGGGUGGACAUCUCAAUUCAUGACACAAGAUUAUCUGGGAAGGCAUACAGAGAAUCUCUCUAGUCGGUCUCUGGAGUUGAAACCUGAGGACAGAGUUCUAUUCGGCCAAUUUUUUCCAGCAGGUAAGGAGCAGGAGGAGCAGCAGGGUGUUAAACCCAGGAAACACGUCUUGAGGCUCAUUUCUUAACAUUUGUUUAUUUGCCUAACAUUGUGAAGCAAUUGCCUUCUGAUCAAGAGGCCAUCCCGAUCCAGUGCGAUGUUGCCACAGUCCUUGCUGUGACCUCUUCAUGAGCCCUCCUCAAAGCUCCUAGGAAAGUGGGUCAGCUUCUCCUGAGAAAUCUAUCUAUCCGACACUUUCUUUGUUGAGUUUCUGCACUGCCAGCUGGUUAGGAGGCUGCACUCUGGCCUCUGUGUUUAUGCACAUAUUGAAUGCGCUUUGCUUCAAUUAUUCAUUUUUGGUGCUACAGUAAUUUCCUGCAGCUUCUCUUCUCCAGGGAGCUGGUGCGUAACAAGAUUUUAGCAUACUCUGCUUUUGAGGAUAUCAUCCCAUUUAGCCACAUGGCAGCUGUCUUUAUUUCUGUGCUUAAUAUCGGAUACGUAAACAAUAACAGGAAAAUCAUUCCGGAUCUGUCUGAAUACAUCACGGGUCUCAAUCAUAACAAGUGUGGGAGGGAAGUAUCCUAGCAUUUCAACGUGAGGCUGAAUGUGAGGUGAAGUCACAUCUAAACUAACCUUUUCCAUCUUUUGGGCAGGGGGGCAGGAUUACUGGACUCAUUUGUAUGCACGAAUAGCCUGCUGUGACCAUAAAGCAAGUAACUCACAGUAAAACACCAACCAAAACAGCCGCCGCCCCCCAGCCUUCAAAUGUUACGACUCUUAUAUUUGCUGGCUUCACAAUUUUGAAUGACAGAUUGUAAAUUCAGUGAAGCUCUGUCCAUUACGUCAGAGGUAAUGGAGGAAUUUUAUCAGGGUUCAUGGAUGUCAAUUCCUUUCUGUGUCUGCAAUUUCAGCCAUAAAAUCUUGGUUGCAUGCUACUUAUACAAAUAUCCAUUACCAUUUCUUCAUCCGAAGUUUCUGCAAACAAUGCCCUUUGUACAUAAAUCAUGCAUCCCUGAGUUCCAGGUUUGGUCUCCUGACUCGGUUAUGCAAUCAGAUUAAAGAGAUGCAAAUAUUCUCAACUUCCUAAAUUUUGUUGUUUUGCCCAUUUAGAUUUUGAGACUGGAUCCAUUUAAAUUUUCUUUCCAAAGCAGGGUUGAAUGAUUGGGAAUAAUAUGUGCAGGGGAAGAAGGAAGGGAGGCCAUGGUUAGGGGGCUCAGCCAUUGCAGAAUAGCAGCACAUAGGACCAUGACUGAUAAACUUCUGCUCAUGGUGUGGAAGCCUCAAUCACUGGUCACUGGAAGCCCCCACAAUUCUUUCCUGGUUUCUGAGGACCGAAUCUAGACAAUCCGGGUUGGUUUUGAUGCAGCUGCAGUUGCAGUGGAAAAAUACUCAUCUCUUAAUCCCCACAUAGUAAAGAGGUGGAGUAAACAGUUUUCAAAUGUAGGAAGGGAAGAACCAGGCAGAAAGGUAGCUUAAUGGCUGGCAUUUGAAACCCCCAGAAUGGCGAGGGAGGAAUUUAAAUCAUAAGCUGUUGCAAUGAUGUCCCAGGCACUGUCCCAAUAUCAGCCCACAACACCAGCACAACCACUCAAGUCUCCACACAGCAUUUGCAAGAAUUGUGAGACACACUUCAUCAGCAACAUUGUGCUGUUGUUUAAGCAUUUAGAAAAUGUGGUUUCUGCUGAAACAGAUCAGCUCAUCAUAGAAAAACGUCUGGAUCGUGUAUGGCAAUCAGAUUUCUACUCUACAUUCUGCACAAUCUGGGAAGGACCUGAGCUGUUAGCAGAUAUUGCCCUCAUGUUUCCAAGCCUUUCUUGACAGCCUUAUGGUCUGGACUCUUCUCCCCCUCCCCACUCUCUCAAUAUAAAAGGUGAGAUACUUACGGAACCAAAUUUUGCAUUUCAACAAAGGAGUCUGUGGAUACAUGAAAUAUACACACCUGGUCAUGCUUAGAGUGAUGCAAAUUGACAUAGAACAAGAAUGGAUAUUUUUCUCCCCUUGCCACUUUAAAACAACAACGUCUAAUCUGCCAUUCCCUUUCAAAUGCAAACAACAUUAUUCCAGGACCAUUUCAUGCUACAUUGCUGGAUUUUAAAAACAGAGAAAGUCAAAGCUCGAAAACCCAAAACCAACAUUUCAUCAUCAAAGCCAGAGUUUUAUGGGAUUCAAAGCUAUUUGCCUACUUUUGAAUUCAACAAAAUCAAGCAUCAGAGCUAUGUCUGAUUUGGAUGUUAUGUGGGAUUUAUUUCAUUUACCACUAUUUAGCAAAGAGACCCCCUGAUAAAACAUCAUAUUGGGGUAUUGCCUUCUCAUCCCAUUCUUAUGCCUCUCCUGCAUUAGUUUUGAAGACAGUCUAAAUAUUUUGGCAGAGUCAGUCUAAGAAGCUAAAGUCUGAACUCUGCUUUAUUCCCUAGAAGUAACAAAUCUCAAUUUCACAGGUUUAUUCUUUCAUUCAUUCCAUAUAUUUAUAGAAUCAUAGAAUCAUAGAAUCAUAGAGUUGGAAGAGACCACAAGGGCCAUCGAGUCCAACCCCCUGCCAAGCAGGAAACACCAUCAGAGCACUCCUGACAUAUGGUUGUCAAGCCUCUGCUUAAAGACCUCCACCACACUCCUUGGCAGCAAAUUCCACUGUCGAACAGCUCUUACUGUCAGGAAGUUCUUCCUAAUGUUUAGGUGGAAUCGUCUUUCUUGUAGUUUGGAUCCAUUGCUCCGUGUCCGCUUCUCUGGAGCAGCAGAAAACAACCUUUCUCCCUCCUCUAUGUGACAUCCUUUUAUAUAUUUGAACAUGGCUAUCAUAUCACCCCUUAACCUCCUCUUCCCCAGGCUAAACAUGCCCAGCUCCCUUAGCCGUUCCUCAUAAGGCAUCGUUUCCAGGCCUUUGACCAUUUUGGUUGCCCUCCUCUGGACACGUUCCAGUUUGUCAGUGUCCUUCUUGAACUGUGGUGCCCAGAACUGGACACAGUACUCCAGGUGAGGUCUGACCAGAGCAGAAUACAGUGGCACUAUUACUUCCCUUGAUCUAGAUGCUAUACUCCUAUUGAUGCAGCCCAGAAUUGCAUUGGCUUUUUUAGCUGCCGCGUCACACUGUUGGCUCAUGUCAAGUUUGUGGUCAACCAAGACUCCUAGAUCCUUUUCACAUGUACUGCUCUCAAGCCAGGUGUCACUCAUCUUGUAUUUGUGCCUCUCAUUUUUUUGCCCAAGUGCAAUACUUUACAUUUCUCCCUGUUAAAAUUCAUCUUGUUUGUUUUUGCCCAGUUCUCUAAUCUGUCAAGGUCGUUUUGAAGUGUGAUCCUGUCCUUUGGGGUGUUAGCCACCCUCCCAGUUUGGUGUCAUCUGCAAAUUUGAUCAGGAUGCCCUUGAGUCCAUCAUCCAAGUCGUUGAUAAAGAUGUUGAAUAAGACCGGGCCCAAGACAGAACCCUGUGGCACCCCACUAGUCACUCUUCUCCAGGAUGAAGAGGAACCAUUGAUGAGUACCCUUUGGGUUUGGUCAGUCAGCCAGUUACAAAUCCACUGAGUGGUAGCAUAGUCAAGACCGCAUUUUACCAGCUUCUUUACAAGAAUAUCAUGGGGCACCUUGUCAAAUGCCUUGCUGAAAUCAAGGUAGGUUAUCAAGCAGUUAUAUACUGCUUAAAACUUGAGACUAUCUCUAAUUGAGUUACAAAAUAACAAAAAUGAUAUGUAUACCAUUAAUGUGGCAAGCUUGUUAAUCUCCACCCAUUUGUUCUGUGCAUCCCUCGAAUAUUCAGUUCUUAAAAGUAAAGACCAAGCAUCUUGAAUGAAGUAAUGAGGGCUAAAACAGACAACAUAGUGACCACGGAGAAAGCACUAUCAUUUGCAUGCCAGCAGUGGCACCUGCCCUGGUCACUGAUCACUGGCAUGUUAACCCUACAUGAGUAUGGGCCAACUCACAUGGUAAGUGUGUGAGACACGGUAGUGCACGCAUAAAAUACUUGUAUUGGAAACAUAAUGUGGGCACACACCUGGCUUAUGCCCACUCUCACAUCUGCUAUCUGCCUCACUUUCUGGAUUUCCCCAGAAAUUUCAGAGAUCACUUGAUUGCAAUCAGCAAUCAGUAGAGGCGGAGAUCCUGGCUCUUAUAUGUCUUAGAAGCUCAUUACUCACUGAAAGCCUGAGCCUGUGCUUCCAUUUACACAUAUAAUCAGCCUAUGCAUUGCAAGGGUGAAAGAAGCAGGAAAACCUUUGCUCCAGCUUACCUGAAGCCAGGAUACAGUUGUACAUGCUCAGGUACAACUGUCCCUCCCCACCAGGGAAGGUCAGGGAAGAUGUACAUCAGGAACAAGAGAGGCAGAAAGACUGGCAUUGGCAUCUGCUGCCCCUAUGGAUCCUGCCACCUGAGGCAGUCCCCUCACCUUGCCUCAUGGGUGGGCUGGCCCUAUAAGUGCCCUUAUGCAAUGCUUCUAUGUUGGGGGCUGGAGGCAGCCGCCAUAGCAGGACCAGCAGCUUCACUGAUAGUAUAAGUAAGUCCAGCAUUAGAACAAGGCCACAGUGCUGCAAGUUAAGAAUCCAGAUACAUGCAAUGUUAUGCUGCUUAACUUUUUUCACUGCAACUUGAGUACUUCAGUGUUGUCCAACUGUUUUUAUGCAGCCACAUGCAGCCUGCUGGAAAUUUCUCUCAUCCCCCUUCUGUGUGUUCUUUCGUGUGCCAAUUCUGGUACCUCCAUAGUCCUCUACUGUCUCUCACCAAUGCUUUGUAAAUUACUGGCAUGCUCUAAUCAGAGUAAAGAACAAGAGAGAAAAUCCUUGCUGUGCCUGAUCAAAGGAUUGAGGCUUCCAGUAGGAAUCACCCUGCUAGGAGCAGGAACUGAUCACAGAGCCAAGCAGCAGAAAUAUCCAUCUAGAGGCUGGUAAUUGAUUGCAAAGGCUACAGGAGAGGAGCAGGGAGAGAUGAGUUCAUGGUGGCAACCUCCCCCUCAGCCUCCUGUAUUUGUCAAAUGCUAGAAUGUCUACCUUAGCGGUGCUGAGAUGAAGACUCAAGAGAAGGGCAAAGAGAGACUGGUGAUGACUGUAGAGAGAAUAUUAGCUGGAAAUUACAGCCAUUUUUGAACCUAUGCAAAUUGAUAUCAGGGCUUCAAGGUAUGAUUAUGCACUGCCUCUCCCACCUACCCUUUUCCUUGCUUCAGUUUUUCCUGAUCCAGUUACAAAGGGCUGUAUCUGUUCCAAGGGCAUCAGAAAUACAAAGCAGGUAAUGUGGUAUCUUCAAAUCAGGGAUGGGGAUCCUGUAGCCCUCCAGAUGUUGCUGACUCCAACUCCCUUCAGCCCCAGCCAGCUUGGCCAACAGUCAAGGAAGAUGGGAGUUGUUUUCAAGCAACAUCUGGAGUGCCGCAGUUUCCUCAUCCCUGCUUUAAAGAGAUCCAUGUAUUCUUACUGUAAGGGAAGCUGCUCCCAUAAACUUUAUGACACAAACUAUGUAAUUACUUCCUUUGCAUCUCUGACAUGAAUUUGAGCCUCAUGGGAUCCAACUGAUCAGAGGGAGGCCAGCAGGUCAAAACCUUGCUUAAUCAUGUUAGGGAGAUGAUUAGUGAGAUUCCAGCAGAUUACAUGUUGGAAUUGUGAGUCCUAAAUCUGAAAGUCUCAUCAGCCAUGAGCUCAUCAAGUGGCCAUGGGAAGAUAACUUUCUCUGUUUUGAUUUGUAAUAUUUGACAGAGAAAUGGCAGCCACCUAACUCAUGGGCUUGCUACUGGAACGAAUUGAGAGAGAAUGAUAAAGCAUGUUGCACUCCAGAACUACUCUGGAAAUUAUGAACAAUCAUCAUAUGGAUAUCUUGAUUUGCCCUCACUGGAGGAGAAGUUACGGAGGGUGUUUGCUGAAAAAGGAGUCUGAAGUCAAUUAUAUUAACUGGAGGUAUGGGGAGGUAUUGUGUCAUGCAUAUAUGUUGCCAAGGGAAAGUAUCUUGAUCUAGAAGGCAUGCAAUUAGUUUUUGGUUUUUUGCUUUCCUGAAGCGUAGAUGAGGAAUGUGUCUGAAGAAGAAAUCCCAUCUGCACCUUUGUCAAUAUCAGCAAAACCUGUAAAAGGCAUUAAAAUGUGGAAUGUGGAGUAUUUUGAGCAUUUCAUUUUCCAUUAAGACAAACCUGAUAACCAUUAGCUGUGCAUUGUGUCUUAUCCAUACUGCAUUCUAAGGGCUCAUCCAGAUUUCAUUUUGUGCUGCACUCCCAGGCACAGGUCGUGGCUUAAUGCUCCAUGUUUCAGUAGUUUUUGUUUUGCCCCUGCACUUUCCCCAAGAAAACUCUCAUUUUGCAUCUGAAUCUGAGCAAAUGUCAACCUGCAAAGAACCCAAUUGCCGUUUGCUCUGAUUCAGUUUUCCCAAGGGAAGCGCUGGGGAAUAUACCAAAAAGCUACUUGGAAACAGAUAUUUAAAGCACAAACCUGUGCCUGGAAAGUGUGGCACAAAAGGAAAUCUGGGUGAGCUCUAAGUCUUACAAGAACACUGAACGUAAGAUCAACUGACAAUACCAAUAGUGGAGCAGUUGCAAACCAUGGUGUCACACUUAAUACUCUGUUAAUGAGUUGAAGCCUUCUUUUAUGACAGAUACCAUUAGUGACUCGAACCAUCAUCGGGAAACUUUGAAGAGUAUCUUCAGAAUGGAAAUUCUACAUAGUUCAGUGCCUUUUAAAAUAAAAACCAAAGAUUCCAGAGCAUAUGUUUUCAGUCUUUAAACAACAAUAUUAUAACUGGAGAGAUGCAGAAUCUGGCAAGACUCAGAGCUGCAGCCAUAGAGAACCUGAUGAUAUACAGACUGAUCAUGAAAGUUAUUAUGUUUAUAGGAGAUUCGUUCACUUUGUAUUUUUUAUAGGAAAUGAAGCCUGAGGAUCACAGCCAUCUCCCUCUCUCAUGAAUAAAAAUCAAAAAUUACAUUCUAAAUCUCAGAAAAGAACAAAAUCCUUAUUGAUAAUAUCAGCAAUCAAAGGCUAUCGGCAUUGAGCGUAUCAUAAUCCUGGCUUAGUAGAGGAUGCUUGAUGCAUUUCUUAACAGAAAAGGAGACAAAAUUAAACCAGCUGUAUGAGGAGGAGAAUUAUGAGAUAAUAUCUUGGUUGAUAAGGCAUAUAUAUAUUUAUAUAGAUAUCUCCUGACUGAGAUCCUUUGACUAAACCCUGAAGACUAACUAGUCAAAGGGAUGUCUUCUCUAGGUGGAACAUGACUCAAUAAGAGUGUGGAGUCAACAAAUGAGUGUGGUUUAGUAGAAAGAACAUUGGGAAGAAUUCAAAAUAAUGUUCUUCAGCUUGCCAAAUGGAACACCUGCCAAUUCCCUUUGAAUGCUGUUCUGAGGGUUCUCCUGACCCGUCCCUGAACCAAUUUCAGGGGGUGGGCAUGCAGGAUAGAGGGGGAGCCCCAUUGUGCAAGCAGAAAUUCUUCCACAGUGCUUCUGCCGACGGGACCCAUUCAGUGAAUCGCGCCAUUGAAUUCAGCAUCAUGCAGACUAUUCACGUUUAGAAUUUAAGAUUAAUUUACAAAUAGCAGCAAGAAUGUGAAUCAGAAACAAAGGGGAGCCACAUUGAAAGAGAUCAGCAUUUGGAAGACAGGUAUGGCUAUCACAGUGAAACACACUAUCUUUGUGAGAACGCUGACAGCAAAAUGAUAAUCUUAUGAAUAAUUGGUCUGAAUAGCACCUUUUGAACUGUCAAAUAUCCUUGCAAUUUAUUUUCCAUGUUGUAAACUCUGUUUGAAUAAAAACAUAUUUGGACAGCCAUAAGAAGCUCACUGGAUCACUUUAGGCAAGUUCCUGUCUUACCAUCUAACCUACCUCAGGUGGUUGCUGUGAAAAUGAGAUCAGGGUUAUUAGAGGAAGGGUAAGAUACAAAUAGGGUACGUAGGUGGCACUGUGGUCUAAACCACUGAGCCUAGGGCUUGUCAAUCAGAAGAUCAGCAGUUUGAAUCCCCGCAACAGGGUGAGCCACCUGCCCAAAGAAGCUGUAAAUGUAAACUAUGCUAUUAUUGGGUAUAGGGUCAUAUCUGCCAUUCAAAAUGUCAUGUCAUAUUUAUGACAUGAAUAACAUAUAAUAUGGCAUGAAAGUGAACUGGGAAAUGUUAGGAUCUAUGUGAAGAAGGAGGUAGUGUAAAUACAAAGGAAACAUGGCAGUUGUCUUCAGAUAACUUGCUGCUAAUGCCCACUCUAAGGUCCCAAAGGGAUUAGGCACAGGAAAAAAAAACAUUUUGAGUACAAACCUGUUUUGAUUUGGUUUGGUUUUGUUUUUUUGAAAGGCUCUUGAGAGAGAUUGUAGUUUUUAUUCUGCAGGUAUUAGCCAUUUCCAAACACCUAAAAAGACAGCUCUGGGGGAAGUUAAAGAUCAUCGGGUACCAGGAGGAUGAGAAGUGCAUUUCUUCCACCAGCCAAGAACCAGAGGAACUCUCUCUGGGACCAGAAGGCUGCAGAGCAACUGCUGGAAAGGUGUUUUUUUAUUAUUGAAUGCACAACAUAAACCGAAGCUGAGGAAUUAGACUCCUAUACUUAAGUCUUCUCAUUGAGGCUUUGCCCAUUUGACUGUGGCAUAUUAACACUGAAAUCCCAUGAGGCUUAUGCAUUGUUAGAAUGCACAAAAUUGUAUGGAAUAUUCCCGAUGUCAUAUUCUCUGGGAUUUGUAAGAAUAUAUUAUGGGGUGGGGAGUGUAGAAGGAUCAGGUAUAGUGGAAUGGGAAACACUGUAAUCGCCACUCGUGUACCCCUCAAAAAGUGCUAACCCAUACUGCUAUAUAAUCAACCUUGAGCUACGUGUCAUAGUGAAUACCCUACCACUGGCAUUUGAAAUAACUGGGCAGUUUUAAUGUUCCACAUUAGGAUGGGCAUGCAGCUUCACAGAGACCACUCUUCUAUUUGAAGGGUCCAAGUCUGGUUUAAAGACAAAGAACCCUAAGAAGAAUGAACAAGAGCCUCGAAAGCAGAAGGGCUCUAACUUAGUGGCAGAAGGUCAUGCAGAAGGUCCCAGGUCCUCAGCAUUUGCAGGUAGGACUAGGAAUGUCCCAUGUCUGAAACCCUGGAAAGCCACUGGUAGUCAAUGUAGACUAUGCAGAGCUAGAUGGACCAAUAGUUGGACUGGCUAUAAGGCAGCUUGCUAUGUUCCUAUGCUGCUGACCUGACCAUACCUGGACAGCAGACUGGGUAGGUACACAGGUCACCUUCUCAUAGUCUUCCUACUCAGUUGUAGUUAUUAUUUCUACAAAUGGACCCAUGCGUAUAGAUUAGCAUAGGCAAGGCUUAUGCAAAAGGGUGUCCUCUUUUUUGGCAGUGCAGACAACCAGGCAGGCAAAAUCUUCUACCACGAACAGAGCCUUAAUUUCAUAUGGAUUCAGUCCUUCUAAGGUAUAAUUAACUUUUUCCUGUGAUGAUGCACGCAAAUUAUAAAUUGCGUCAUCAUCUGAUACUUGGGAUCAGCAUCCUGUGAAUGGAACAGGCAGCACACAGUAUCAGGGCAAAUCAAAGAAAAAGCUUUAUCACGUCUCUGCUAACCACAGGGCAUGCAGGCUGCUCAUUGUACAGGCUUUUGAUGAUUCAUAUAAUUGAGACACUUGCAGCUGUCCUAAGACAUUAGGCUGAUGUGUUACAGUGCAGCCGGCUAGAAAGUACCAGGAUUUUUUUUAAAAAAAAUGCAGCUCACAAGAUGCUGAGAAGUACUUAUAUCACUCCGUGCAGCUACAUCAUUUCAUGAGAGUAGUCAUUUCACAUUUUUUCAACUAUGGGUCUAAUCCAUUAGCCAUAUGUCCAAAGAGUCUGUGUUUGUGGAACAUCUGCAGUGUCCAGAUUAAAAUAUAGAACUAUGCUGUGUCUCCUCAUAAAAUUCUGGCCUCAUUAAUUAGAAGAAGGCUCACCUUUCCAUAGCCUCAGAUUCAUUGUGGACACCACCUGCAGUCUUAACACCAUGAACAUAAAAAUGCAAGGAUAAACUUCACCUACCAUUUGGACUUUGCCAGAGGUCAGAAAAACUCCUCUCUAGCCAAUGUGAGGCUAUUGAUAUUUGUUUCCCUGAGAAAAUGGUGAAAUACUUAAUUUCUGAGAGGGGCUGAAAGUAGUGGCUGAAUAUGUGGACUGUUAAAUGUUUCAGCUCUUGACUUCCCGGUCAUUAAUUUAAUAGCAAUAAGAUGAGUCACAUGUGGGUACACUCUGGGUGCUAGAACCACAUAAAAAUUGCCAUCUGUUCAUGAUUGAUGGCCGAGAGGCUGACUUCAUUAAUAAAUAACAUUUACAGAGAAAUCACGAUCUAAUUUAUGUUCUGGACUCAUUUAUAUCCUGCCCUAGUGUGCUUCAGAAGAUAUGCAGCUGUAUAACCUGAGUGUAGCUGUGUUGGCCUAAGGAUUUAAGGUAUGCUUUGCACCCUCAGGGGAUCACCUUAAUUUGGAGGAGCUUAUGGAUGUUCAAACUGAAAUUUCUCUUCUCCUGCCCCUUAUCUUCUUAGAUAGUCCAGGCAAAGUGAUCCUGCUGAUGUCUGGAAGUGGGUUCUUACCUAAUGAUGGGACCUAGCAAAUGCCUGGCUUAGUAGAGAAGGAUCUAGUUGUUCAACUGCCUGAUUUCCAACCCCUGGAGCAAUGUGUCCACAUCCAUGGGAGUCGUCUCAAUGGGACACACUACUUCCAGAGCUGCAUUUUAGGUUUAAUUCUCUUCUUUCUUUCAUGCAUACCUUUUUAUUGGGGGGGGGAUGCAUUUUGUACAUUAACAACACGAGGAUUGGUGAAAUAGGCAUCAAAUGCAGUAAUUAGCUAAAUAUUUCUAACCAAUGCAAACAAAUCACAUAACCACUUUUACUUUUGUAAGUAUUUUCUUAUCCGGGGAAGAUUUGGGAAACUAUAUUAAUAUAUGAGGACAAAAACCAGUGAUACAUUCAGAUCUGAGAGAGCCUGAGGAUAAAUAGUGCCCUGGCCAAGGAGCACCUUGGUCAGUGUUACAGUGUUGCCAAGAUGUUUGGCUUGGAAAACUGAACAGUGUUAACAGCUUCUCCAGCUCCCAAGCUUUUCCAGCAAUAGCCAUGAAAAACUGCUUCAUUUCACCCCUAGCUCACAACAUACAGUCAAAAAGCACCAGGCUUUGCUCAGUGCUCCCUUCCAGUCAGCACGCAGGGUGGGCCUGCAGCUCAGUCAGCUUAGAGAUGGGUGAAUAUGUCAAUGAUGGUUUCUCCAUUUUUCAUUUUUUCCACUUUUGAAUUCAGUUCCCCGCAUUUCCACAUCAGUUCGGGCUUUGAAAAAAGAAGUCCUUGUGAAAAUUCAUCGGCAUUUAGUACAAAUUUCUCCUAAUACACACAUCUUUGUAUGGAAUUUUGCCUAAUAUAAUCAUUUUUGCAAAGCAUAUUUUCCCUAAUGUAAUGCAUGUUUAUAUGACAUUUUCACACUUCACACUAGUAUAUACGCUUUUGUCCAUAUUACUUGGCCGGAGAAGGGCACUGCAAAAUUCAGAGAAGUAUGAAUCUGAAAGGAUGGCUGUGUUUCGGUUUCCAACUUCUUUCAGAAAGUGUGAGUUAAGUAGGUUGUCCUUUAACGUGAACUGAAUGUACGCAUGUACAAAGGCAUUUCAUGAUAUUUGUGUGGUUUAAAAAUGUUUGCAGAUAAAAGUAGCUCAAUAGUCCCCUCUAUUUCUGAUGAAUGACUAUUGAUUGAAACAGAAGAUCAAACCAUUCUGACGUCUUUGUCAAAGGGAAAUUUGGAAUUCUGAGAAAAUGCAAAUAAUUUGCUGACUAUUUAGGAAGAGCUCUAAUUCAAAAUGAAACUAAGUGGCUACUUCAUCCAAGAGCUGCUGCAAAGCGGCUAAAUUUAGCCUUUUCUAUAAUGACCUUAUCCGGAAAUUAACACUGAAGCAGUAACAGGGCAGUUGUUGUUUCAGGGACCGUGGGGGUCAGCAUUCAGUGGAGACGUCUUCAAGUCUGCAAGCCCUUUUUGCAUAGCAGCUACCAGCUGCCUCUCUGAGAAAUGCUGAACCUGUCCCAGAGAAUAAGACAUGCUUUGGAACAAUGCUGGCUACAUGCUGUCAAGCUCAGUCCUUUGCUGUCAUCCCCAGCCUGAGUAUGAACAAAGACAUAGCAGCCCUCCAGGGCUUCAGUGCAAUCUUGUGGCCAUAAUAUCUGAAUGCACUAAGGAUCCACAGACUGAGACUGGAGACAGUUGAAGGUGGUUUGAAACAGAUUGCUUCUCAUGACAUGUACAUUCAUCCCAUUUUCACCUCUGGUAAACAUGCUUUGCAGGGUUUUGCAAUUGUUUCAAAGCACCUCUGCAUACACACAGUCUUUCUCAUACCACUUUUAAUGCUCAUAGAGACAAUUGUGUGGCAGAUACAAAGCUGUCCUUCUGCGCCAUUCAGAGCUCCUGAGUGGAGCCAGUUCCUGUUAAAUGUGGGGCUUGUAUUGGAUUUGAAUUGGAUUUGUAUUGAAUUUAAGUCUCAUGUAGGCCUCACCCCCACUAUGCAUUUAAAGCACUAUGGUACCACUUUAAAGAGUCAUCAUGGCUCCCCCCCCCAAAAAAAAUAAACUCCUGGGAACUGUAGUAUGUUAAGGUGUUGAGAGUUGUUGGGAGACCCCCUAUUCCCCCUGCAAAGUUACAAUUCCCAAAGUUCUCUGGAAAGAGGGAUUGACUGGUAAACCACUCUGAGAACUCUGGGUAAUGUUAAACCAUUAUGGGAGAGGAGUGUGGUGAAAGAGUCCCAUUUCACGAGUGGAAACUGCUCACAGGAUCCGGAUUCAACCUUAUAAUAUCUUAAUUUAGAAGCAGUUACUUAGAUAAAAACUGAAACAUGUGGCUUUGCAGUAAAAAAGUGUACUUCAAGCAGCUUUAAGUGAAGGCGUAUUUUCCUGUUCUGUGAAUGUGAAAAUAGUGAAUGUGUUUACUAUUCUAUCGUACCAGAGAAUUGAGAGGAAACCUUCUGUAGAAACAGUCUUCAUAGCUUUGGGGUAAUGAGCGUGCAAAGGUUUUACAUGAAAGGGGUCUGCUCGAAAGCCCUUGCUGUUUGCAGCACACGGGGAUAAAAGAGAUCUGAUAUUUCCCUCUAUUUCUAAUUAUGCAACUGUUGAUUUAGACAGAAGAUCAAACCAGUCAGAAGUCCAGAUUUGUGCCUGGAAUUUGAGACACAGGCCUGAGAGUAAAGACAACCAGGACUGAAAUCCUCACGACAGUAUUUUGUCUUCCUACCAGCAUCUCUCCCUAGAAGAGGAUCCCAACACUUGUAGGCCACUUGCUUUACUUCUGCUUGUGCUUCAGAGUUUCCAGACACACACACGCACACAUGGCGAAGCGUAUCUUUUUCAUGGUAUCUCUAGCACUUUGCCUUUGAAACCCUUUGAUGCCAACAGCACAGCCUUCUAAAUUCAUAGGCUGCCACCUGGCAGUGGGCCAGCUCUGAAGUGACAGACAGUGCAGACAAGAGACCCCAGCCAUUGAGCUCUCAGACUGAGUGAUGUUUUAAUGAGCACAAGAAAGAAAGGACAGUGAAAAGAGCUCCAUGUCUAUGCCAUGACUGCCAGGUUUGUUCUCAGGCUGAAAGUGCCAAUAGAUCAUGCUUUGGCCUCUUGCCAUUAGGAUUAUAUAUACUGGAGCAGGGAGGGAAAUGCAUUUAGUUCUUUCUCAUCUGUGUUUCUCGUGGACCUUCGAUGGUUGUUUAUGGCAGGCAACCCAAUCUAUUUCUAUCCCGUAGUUUGGAUCCCCCUCCCUUUCAUGAAAGGUCUGGUUUUUACUGCUAAUAUAGACAUUGUGUUUUGUGCUCUCUGGUUCCAUCCCCUCCUGUGUGUGGAGCUGCAUGCAGAUUGCCUCAUCCAGGGGGUGGAACUGGAUUAUCUGUCUGGAGUUUUAGCCUACCAAAUGAUAAAAUCAGGUUUGUGAACAAUGAGGUAUUCAUUUUAUGUUGUUCCCCCCACUUUUUUCCUAAUUUUCCCAGUGAGAUGCCCCUACUGUUUGUGCUGGCGGUGAAGUAGCCUUUCUGGGACCAGCCAGGGAGCAGCCCUAGAUCUCAGCAGCUCUGUUUACAUUUGCCUACUUCAGAGCUGCCAAUAGGCUAAGCAGGACAAAGCCCACACAUCUCUUUUGAUUGGUGACCAAAUCACAUCCAGCCCUGGCAUGCAAACAACUAAGGCACCUUAGGAAAAGGAGGCAGGGGAGACUAGCAGUCGAAAUCAGAGUGAAAUGGGAAAUACAUUCUAAACCAAGGAAUUAUUUAUCACAAUAAUUAUUAUACAAGCAAACCCUCCAGAAAUAAAUCCUUAAUAGGCUAAAACCUAUGCAAUAUCUUUGAAGAUGAGCCAAACCCAUUUAUUUGAUGCUUUGGUGGAGACCGUAAGCAGAUUUGGCCUAUUAAGGAUUUAUUUUUGGAGUGUUUGUAUAUAUGAUAAUUUAUUUUAUUGUAAUAAAGAAUUCUAUGCUUAAAAUACAUUUCCCUCCACUACCACCCCAAGCUCUGUUUUUGAAUCUAGCCCUGUUAACAAUAGUUUCCGGACUUCUUGCUCUCAAUGGACAAAGCAUCUUGAAUUAGCAAUCAGUGUUCCUUAAAACCAGACAGCAGUGUUCAACUGAAAAGGGAGAGAAAUGUCAAUAGUAGGUUUAGGUGAACAAAUACUGGUUAAAAAUGGAGAAACAACUAAAAUAUUGGGCAGAAUUAGGUUGCUAUAGCAACAAAUAGAGCUCUGUUUAGAAGUCUGCAGGGCUUGUCUGCAGACACAUGUUGAAUGGUUGGAUUCACAUGAAACUCUAGCAGUCUUCUCCACAAUCACCCCACCUUCCGACACUGAUCCAUGAUGACUCAUGUCACAACUGGCACUUAAUAAAGUUGGCCAGCCCAACUUCCCCCAUGCCACAUUUUCCCACAUCAAAGGGUAUUGUUCUGGAUAGUUUUGAUUUUAAACAGUCAGAGUUGGAUAUGCCCUUGGAGUUCAUUCCUGUGCAUGUUAAGUGUCUUCGUGUUUUCAGUCCCAAGUAACCAUACAUAAACUUGUGGGCUGAUGCCAGCUGAGACUGGCCAAGGUAUGGUAGUCUUACAUGGAUUGCCGCAGGAUCUUUGGUGCUUGGAUUUUAAAUGCUUCCCUCCCUGCUGAUAACCUGUUCUAGUUUUGAGUGUAAUCGAGCUGCAGCGCUGAACCUGCUCUUACCUUGUUUUGAAAUACUUCAACUAAAAUGUUGUCCCCUUCACUUUUUUAAAAAAUUCUUUAGAUAUGAUGACUCAACUGAGAACCCAACUUUUGUUUGGCUUCCUGUGUCAAAUCACCUGCUCCGUUGUGUACGGCUUCCCUGCUGAUUCUGGAUCUGAGUUCCGGUCUGCUUUUUCCGUCGCUAGAACCAGCAGUAUGGAAGGAAGCACUGAAAUGGUGAUCACCUUUGACAAAGUCUAUGUGAACAUUGGCGGGGACUUUGACCCCAAAGCUGGAUUAUUCCGAUGCCGUAUCCCUGGAGCCUAUUACUUCUCCUUUACGGUUGGAAAGUACCCCAAGAAAAACUUGUCCGUCAUGCUGAUGAGAAACAAGAACGAGGUUCAAGCCAUUGUAUAUGACGAGCAUCACCGUAAAGAGCGGAAAGUGGCAAGCCAGAGUGCCAUGUUGCAGUUGGACUAUGGUGACACAGUCUGGCUGCGCUUACAUGGAGAUCCCAAAUAUGCCCUCUACAGCAAUGUAGGUCCCUAUACAACUUUCAAUGGGUACCUCAUCUAUCCAGACACGUCCAGCUAUUUUCAAAACAGUGUCGGUUCCCAGGAGCUAGGAGAAACUUCAGGGCCUUCUUCACCUAAUGUAAUUCAGCAGCUUUCAACGAACCAGAACGAAAUCUCAGAGAAACACCUUUUUUCGGACCAGCCCAGCAGAUCGCAGGAUACUCGUUCGGCCUUUUCUGCUGCCCGUUCAGAAAGCCUUCUGGGGUCAGAUGAGAAGCAAACCCAGCACGAGCCAAUCACAUUUGACACAGAAUUUGUGAACAUUGGGAAAGAUUUCAAUUUCUCCACCGGCAUCUUUACGUGUCGCGUUCCAGGUGCCUACUAUUUCUCCUUCACCAUUGGCAAGAUGCCCUUCAAAACCAUGUCCGUGAAACUGAUGAAGAACCACAACGAGGUUCAGGCGAUGAUCUACGAUGACAACCACUCCAAAAGGCGUGAGAUGCAGAGCCAGAGCAUUAUGCUGCCUCUGCAAUAUGGCGACACCGUUUGGCUCUACAGCCACCAGCACGAUGGCUAUGGUGCCUAUAGCAACCAUGGCAAGUACAUCACCUUCACUGGAUUCCUGGUCUAUCCCGAGACAAAGACAAAACCGCCUCCAGAUGCCAACAUGUCUCCAGGGUCAAGAAUCUAAACAGAUAUAUGAAAAGGGCAUAAGAGAAGCCAAGAUGCAGUAGGCUCUGGUGCAGGUCCUGGACGGACGUCAUCUUUCACAUGACAAUGUUAAGAGCAUGCUAUUGUAUGUCCAGUGCAUUCCUUACGCUGCACGCUUGUGUUCUGACUGCAGAGCCAUUGUUGUUUAUCCCACUCAUUCAUUCAUAGAAUGACCUUCACGGGAUAUGUGUGUUUUGUUCAUUAUUGAUGUUUGAUUUAAGCAUAAAGCAUGAGGUAGCUUGGGGAGUAGAAGAAAUAGGGGCAGCGAAAUGAGAUGUGAAUAAAGGAACUGCUUACAGAAAUACUGGAAGAACUUAUGAAAGACUCGGCAAGGCACUUGGGAGUUGAUAACAUCCACUGCAAAUGCAGACCAACACUCUGAGAGAGGGGUGUAUGUAAUGAAAAUAAUGAAC
Messenger RNA from Podarcis lilfordi (Lilford's wall lizard), 23446 nucleotides. The record is from the annotation of a GenBank genome assembly. NCBI's taxonomy places the organism in Eukaryota, Metazoa, Chordata, Lepidosauria, Squamata, Lacertidae.